AUGUCAUCAGGGAAAGUUCUACAACCUGUAUUGAAAAUGAAGGUGGAUGAACUGUUUUUGUGCUGGUUGAGUCAGCCUGCAACUCAGCUGGCACUAAAGGACUCCUUGAAAAGAAUCAAGAAUGAGGAGAAAACACAGCUUGGUAAUGCAGAUUCAGGAAACACUAAAAAUGAGAUGCUCACUAGUAAAAAAUCCAACUCUGAGCAGUGCCUAUUAGGAGGUAGCAGAUUGCCUUUGACUUUCAGUCCUUCUCAAGUUUCUACUACUCUUCCGUUGGCAACUCCAUCUAGCUCAAGGAACACUUCUAAUGUUAGAGCAACGCAUCGAUCCUCAGGAACCAGAGUAGUUCAGACAAAGAAGGAGGAAACUUUGCCACCAGCACUCAGUCAAAACAUUCCAGCUUUCUAUUUCCCUCGAGGAUGUCCUAAGGAAAAAGUGAACAUAGAUGCUGUGAUUGCCAAAAUUGAGAGAACUUUCUCUGACUUUCCAAAUGAGAGGGCAACGUUAGAAGAUAUGGGGAAGGUUGCAAAGGCCUGUGAAUGCCCACUUUACUGGAAAGGUCCUUUGUUUUACUGUGCUGGAGGGGAACGAACAGGAUAUGUGUCAGUUCAUAAAUUUGUUGCAAUGUGGAGGAAAAUACUCCAGACCUGCUAUGAUGAUGCUGCGAAGUUUGUUCAUCUUCUGAUGAACCCUGGAUGCAACUACUUGGUGCAAGAAGACUUCAUUCCUUUUAUACAAGAUGUAGUGAAUAGUCAUCCAGGCCUUUCAUUUUUGAAGGAAGCAUCUGAAUUUCAUUCUCGGUACAUUACAACAGUCAUACAGAGAAUAUUUUAUACAGUAAAUAGGUCCUGGUCUGGGAAAAUAACUUGUAACGAGCUCAGGAAAAGCAACUUUUUGCAGAAUGUGGCAUUAUUGGAAGAGGAAGCUGAUAUUAACCAGCUGACAGACUACUUCUCAUAUGAACAUUUUUAUGUUAUCUAUUGCAAGUUUUGGGAGCUGGAUACAGACCAUGACCUCUUUAUUGACCGGAAGGAUUUAGCUCGACAUAAUGAUCAUGCAAUUUCGAACAGGAUGAUUGAGCGAAUCUUCUCAGGAGCAGUAACAAGAGGCAGAAACGCACAAAAGGAUGGGAAAAUUAGCUAUGCUGAUUUUGUCUGGUUUUUGAUAUCUGAAGAGGACAAGAAAACACCAACAAGCAUUGAAUACUGGUUCCGCUGCAUGGACCUCGAUGGGGAUGGGGCUUUGUCUAUGUAUGAACUGGAGUAUUUUUAUGAAGAACAGUGCCAAAUAUUAGAGAACAUGGCCAUAGAACCUUUGCCAUUUGAAGACUGUUUAUGCCAGAUGUUGGAUCUUGUAAAGCCACAACAUGAAGGAAAAAUUACUCUGCAUGAUUUAAAGCGAUGUAAGAUGACAAAUGUGUUCUUUGAUACCUUUUUCAACAUUGAAAAAUACCUUGACCAUGAACAGAAGGAUCAGUUUUCCAUGUUGCGGGAUGGUGACGGUGAAAGCCAAGAGGUCUCUGACUGGGAGAGAUAUGCUGCUGAGGAGUAUGAUAUCCUGGUAGCAGAAGAGGCAGCAAGUGACCAGUGGAAUGACAGGUAUGAAGCAGAACUGAAUCCUGUAGACCAUCAGAAGGCCAAUGUCCUAAAGUAUCAAAUGCAAAAAGGACCAUUUUUUGAAAAGCCUUCCCUUCUGGCUAAUGUAGACUUGGAUGACUACGACUCUGAAGAGGAUUUUGAGUAG
Molecule: messenger RNA, 1743 nt
Organism: Acanthisitta chloris (rifleman)
Lineage: Eukaryota; Metazoa; Chordata; Aves; Passeriformes; Acanthisittidae
Gene: PPP2R3B
Product: protein phosphatase 2, regulatory subunit B'', beta
Exons: 13
Coding region: 1-1743 (580 amino acids)
Biological process (GO): protein dephosphorylation
Cellular component (GO): protein phosphatase type 2A complex
Molecular function (GO): protein phosphatase regulator activity; calcium ion binding
Source: RefSeq, a predicted model, not a curated record